Phascolarctos cinereus (koala) is the source of this 1719-nucleotide messenger RNA. RefSeq names its product ribosome production factor 2 homolog (gene RPF2). Gene Ontology annotation, biological process: ribosomal large subunit assembly; maturation of LSU-rRNA from tricistronic rRNA transcript (SSU-rRNA, 5.8S rRNA, LSU-rRNA). NCBI's taxonomy places the organism in Eukaryota, Metazoa, Chordata, Mammalia, Diprotodontia, Phascolarctidae. The record is from RefSeq and is a predicted model, not a curated record. Gene Ontology annotation, cellular component: nucleolus. Gene Ontology annotation, molecular function: rRNA binding.
UCACCAAGCCGCUUCCGGUUCCGCCUCCAGGAGUCCGAGGUGGGAGCACCGUGGUGGCUAUACUCUUUUUCCCCGGCGGCGCACGUGUAUCUCGGCGUCCUGGCUGUCGGGAGCGAUGGCCGAAUUGGACCGCGUAGUAAAGCCCAAAACAAAACGGGCGAAGAGAUUCCUUGAGAAGAGAGAGCCUAAACUCAAUGAAAAUGUUAAAAAUGCCAUGCUUAUUAAAGGAGGAAAUGCAAAUGCAACAAUUACUCAAGUACUCAGAGAUAUGUAUGCUUUGAAGAAACCUUAUAGUGUUUUAUAUAAAAAAAAAAACAUUACUAGACCUUUUGAGGAUCAGACGUCACUGGAAUUUUUCUCGAGGAAGUCAGACUGCUCCUUAUUCAUGUUCGGGUCUCAUAAUAAGAAGCGACCAAACAAUCUCAUCGUAGGUCGUAUGUAUGAUUAUCACAUCCUGGAUAUGAUUGAACUAGGUAUUGAGAAGUUUGUCUCACUUAAAGAUAUUAAGAACAGCAAGUGCCCUGAGGGAACAAAACCCAUGUUGAUAUUUGCUGGUGAUGCUUUUGAUGUAAGUGAAGACUACAGAAGAUUGAAAAGUCUUCUUAUUGAUUUCUUCAGAGGCCCUACGGUACCAAAUAUUCGUCUCGCUGGUUUAGAGUAUGUCUUGCAUUUCGCUGCACUGGAUGGGAAGAUUUACUUUCGGACCUAUAAAUUAUUGCUGAAGAAAUCUGGUUGUAGAACACCACGAAUUGAAUUGGAAGAAAUGGGACCAUCGCUGGAUCUGAUUAUGAGGAGAACCUAUUUGGCAUCAGAUGAUCUUUAUAAGUUAUCUAUGAAAUUGCCUAAAGCCCUGAAGCCAAAGAAGAAGAAAAAUGUCUCCCGUGAUACUUUUGGUACAACUUACGGAAGAAUUCACAUGCAGAAACAAGAUCUGAGUAAAUUGCAAACAAGAAAAAUGAAGGGGUUGAAGAAAAGACCUGCAGAAAAGUUAACUGAUAAGCAAGAAAAUAAACCUAAGAAAAUUAAGAGGAGAAAAAUCGAUUCAAUUUAGUCUAGUUGGCUGUUAUUAUAUUUUACAGGAAAGAAUUGUCAGAUGUAAACAAUACUAUAAACAUUAUUACAUGGAUCUAUUAUAUGUGUGUGGCUUUUUUAUUAAAUGGUGAAUGUAUAAUUUACAUUAAUGUAUUGUAAACUCCUUGAGGCAGGACCUGUCUUAUUUUAUCUUUGUAUCUCAAGUGCCUAUGUAGUGCCUUGUAAUAGUAAGGCACUUAAUAAAUGUUUGCCAAAUAAAAUUUUAUGAUCAUUCUUAUAACUAUUGAUAUGAAAAGAACAUGAUGGUGUAAGGGCUUAAAAUAAAUGCAGUUUGCUUUAUAUUUUUUUGGAUAAAUGUGUACUCUUGCUCUAUUUGUCAUCUAUACUACUUAAGCCUCUGCAGGAUCUGCCCAUAUGUAAAUAUGUGCACGUUUAAAUGUAUAUAUAAAGAGAGAAUCUGUAGACUCAAAAUUGGGAGGGAAGAUGUGCAAGGUGGAAAAAAGAAAAGAAAGCUGACUGUGGGCCAGGACAUCUCAGGCAUCUGCUUAAUGGUUGCCCCCCACUCCAAAAUAUUGCUCUCAUACUGAAUUGUUUGUGUUUGUUUUUUCAUUUUAGUUGUUAUACCACCUGAAAGUCCAGCAGUUAUCCAACAGUCCAACAAAUCAAUUUGAUUUAACAAGCAACUUC